Molecule: messenger RNA, 4040 nt
Organism: Micropterus dolomieu (smallmouth bass)
Lineage: Eukaryota; Metazoa; Chordata; Actinopteri; Centrarchiformes; Centrarchidae
Gene: bmp8a
Product: bone morphogenetic protein 8a
Exons: 7
Coding region: 912-2330 (472 amino acids)
Biological process (GO): SMAD protein signal transduction
Cellular component (GO): extracellular region
Molecular function (GO): cytokine activity; growth factor activity
Source: RefSeq, a predicted model, not a curated record
UGCUGCACAGCUCUGCUUUUAGAUGCUCACACACUCCCAACAGGCACUGAGAGUGUGCACAAGACUGUAGAAGAAACCUCUCGCCUCUCCCAAGGAUUACAAUCAGGAAACAAUUUCCUGGAGUUAUCAUUGUUGUAAAUUGGAUUAAGAAAGACAUCUGGAACCCCAGAGACGUGUGGGUGGGGAGCGGUCUUGAAUGGAUGAAUAAGUACUCAAGGAUGACUGGAUAAAAGUUUCCAGCAGCGAUUGCUCCACAGGAGACGAUUCUCAUGAUGUAUCUUGUUGAACGUUGACUCACUGUAAAGUGUGAACUUUAUUUCCUCGUGAGCUCAAGGAGGAUUUGGGAGCAAACCUGAUGACACAGCUCUCAAAUUUCACUCCAGUCUCUGCAGCACCUGCUCAUCACUGAAAUUGCUUUCCAUUCUCCAAGUUUACAACUUCAAAGCGCAGACCAAUCUUCCACAGAGGCAUUGUUUGUCUAUAUUCAAAACACAUUGUAAGCUUGUAAUUAUGCCCUCACUCUCAUUAUCUCUGUUUCUUCUGGUGCACGAGUAAAGAGGUGAGGGCGAAGAGGAUCAGAGGGUGAGGAGUUUUUUUCUUCUUCAAGGAAGGCAAGGAGGGAGGGAGAGAUAAACAGAGGUAGUUUAAGGCGGUAAACACAUCCCGUCCAGAGCCAGCUCUCUUCUAAACACAUCAGGCAUAAAUCAGCGCUGCAUUUCACUGAGGUGACUCUGACACAGGAGGACAGACAGUCAAGGGACAAACUGGAGCGAGUAGAAAACACUGCGGUUGUCAGUCUGGAAACAUUGGUGCGAAGAUAAACUGAAGUCAAGAAACCUGUUCAGCUGAUUAUUUGUGAGAGUAAAAAUCUUGAUUUGCCACCAGCAGUAGAAGUCUAAACCAGAGCAGCCAUGGCCUCAGACGUCUCCCAUAGCUUCUCUUGUCUUUGCAACAAGAUGAAACAGCAGCACAUGAGCAAAAGCAGCAGCAGUGUUUUCCAGCAGCAGCGGAUCAAAUCCACCUCAAGACCCCACCAGCCUCUCCUCUACCCCAGGACCCUGCUCCUUCUGCCCCUGAUGCUCCUGCUUAUUCUCUCCCUGUGGAGCCAGCAGGCCGAGGCCGUGGUCCAUUCCAGUUUCCGGCGGCUCAGCGGCCGUGAGAAGAAGGAGAUGCAGAAGGAGAUCCUGUCCAUUUUGGGCCUGCCGGGGCGACCCAGACCCCACCCGCCGCUACGACCGCCCUCCUCUGCACCGCUCUUCAUGCUGGAUCUGUACCACGCCAUGUCUGCUGAUGGGGAGGAUGAAGGGAAUGAAAUUAUUAUCAACGGACCUGGCAUGGGGAAGUUUGGAGGGGCAGAAAGAUUGUCUCGUGUCAACCACGCAGCCCCACCGACACUCAGCACGCACACACCGCCGCUGGGCACGGUGGUCAGCGAGGCCGACACAGUGAUGAGCUUCGUCAACCUGGUGGAGCAGGAGCGUGACCUCCUGCAGCCUCGUCCAUACUGGAAGGAGUUUCGUUUUGAUCUGACGCCCCUCCCUCAGGGUGAGACAGUGACGGCAGCAGAGUUUCGUAUCUAUAAGACCCUGACGAUGGGCCAGAGGGCCAACCGAACACUGCACAUCUCCGUCUACGAGAUCCAACGAGAGAACAAACACAGAGAGCCAGAGCUGGUGCUGCUGGAUAUGCAGUCGGUGCCUGCAGGACAGGAAGGUUGGCUGGCCUUCGACGUCACCUCAGCCUCCAACCACUGGCUCCUCCACCCACGCAGCAACCUGGGCAUACGUCUCUAUGUGGAGACAGAGGAGGACCGCUCCCUGUCUGCAGGCUGGAUCGGGUUGGUGGGACGCAGGGGCCCUCGCUCCAAACAGCCCUUCAUGGUGACUUUCUUCAGGGAGAGUCAGGUUCCCUGUCGGCCGCCACGGGCUGUCAAGCCACAUCCCCGCAAGAAGAAACCCAAAUACGACCUCCCAGUCCCCAGCAUCCAUAAUCGGAGUCCUGCCAACAGUGGAGGUCAGCCCUGUAAAAAACACGAACUCUACGUCAGCUUCAGUGACCUCGGAUGGAAGGACUGGGUUUUGGCCCCCACUGGAUAUUCAGCAUACUACUGUGACGGAGAGUGUUUUUAUCCUCUGGGCUCCUGCAUGAACGCCACGAAUCACGCCCUCAUCCAGCAAGUGGUCCACCUCCUGAAGCCUGAUGAGGUUCCAAAGGCAUGUUGCGCCCCCACAAAGCUCAGCCCCAUCUCUGUCCUCUUCUAUGACGACAACAACAAUGUCAUCCUCAAGAAACAUCGUAACAUGGUGGUUAAGACCUGUGGGUGUCAAUGAGAGUCGAAAGGCGUAGCCUAGGACACUGAAAAGAGAGUUCAGUCCACAACCAAACUGACCUGGAUGAUUUUCUUCCAGACAUGAACUUUGCAGAAAUCUUUGACAAUGGACUACAAAGGUACCAGAAAUCUAAUUUAACAGGUCUGUGCCUUGAGUGCUGAUUUAGGAUCUGUGACUUAAUUGUUUUUCCCAAAUCCAUUUCCCAAAUUGCAAAGUCUUGAAAUUACAGCAUCUUGGGUAUUUGUCCCAAUUCAGUUGUGCCUCGGCACUCGAUAGCUGAAGGUUAUUCUGCUGAAAUGUGAGUCUAUACAAGUUAACCUUUGACCUGAAAUGUAUGGCCAUAAUAGACAAACUGCCCCCCCCCCCCGAAAUAUAAAUGUUAUUUUAAUACUUUCACUUUUCCUCAAAUGUCUGCCUUUCUCAACAGUGACAAACCACAUGUGAUUUUAUAAAUUGAUUCAGGUUUAAAUGGCAAAUGAUAUUGGAUGGCAGAACAUGCCUACAGUGAUGCCUGUUUUGUUUUUUUAAACAAGAAAUUUAAUGAGAGCACUACUAUUGUUGCAACAUAAAGUUAAACUGUAUUGAAUUAAUAAAAAAAUAUUCAUUUUAUUGUAUCACACUUCCAUGUGACGUCACUUUGAUCCUGUUAGGCAAAAAUAAAAAUCAGCUGAGAAGCCCGAAGCACCUUUAAAUACAUUGUUCAAUUUAUUGAAGAAAAAAAAAAAAAAAAAAAAAAGUACAGCAAAAGCAAAUUAGUGAAGUUUUGCCUGCAAGUGAAUAUAUUUAGAAACUAAAAGAACAGGGAUUCAUUUUGGCAGUUAAUGAACAAAUUUCUUUAACGCUCAGUCCUUUAGGCAACUUACAGUUUCUUCAAUCAAUGAACAACCAAACUGACAACAGCUGAAAGUAUAAAUGAGCAGAGAGCUGUGUAUAUGUUAGAGGAAGUUUAGCCAAAAUAAUGUUAGCGCUUGGUUUUCAAAACAAAUCUUUGUUGUGGUUUAACUGUAAGUGGGAUAAAGAUGAUGUUAUUGCCAAGAUUGUGAAAUGUGAAAUGUGGCCGACGACACAGAAAUGAGCUGAAGUAGAAGGAUUUGGGGGAACAAAAAAGAACAUAGUAUGAGACUUGCUGUGUGGUUUAACGUGAGGUACUGUUGUGAGGUGUUAUUGAGUGCGGACACCUGUGGAGCAGCAGCACAGAGGAGGCGUAGCUGUAGAGUCUCUCUUGUUUGACAAAAUACAUCAAUCUCCAAAAAUAGUUUGAGGAAGUCAUAUUCUGCAUUUUAUCAUCAACAACCAUAAAUUCUGAAAUUACACACAGGGAUUUUUGUCAUUUUAAGACGCCAAUGGUCAUGAAAACUCUUAAUUUUUACUUUCUAGGGAGAGUAUGCACUGAUGACGACAUUGUGCAAAUACCCUCUGCUCAAGCGAAGGGAACAUAACCGGAGUUUAACCCAACAGCAGUGCCACAUCCAUUGUGCAUGAGAGAUGUAUUCCUCUGUUUAACGAAGUACAACCAGCUGUUAGCUAGCCAUACAUCAAAAAUAUUUGUAUUAACUUCCCAUUGUAGCUUUUUCAGACUUUUCAUGUCUCCCACUCAUUAGUCACAAGAUAAUUGUAUUCAGUGUAAGCAGGCGAUGUUGUUGGCCCCUCCCCCAUCUGGAAUAACAAGGUAGUUGUACAUAAUAAAUAUAAAAAUGGGGUGCUGGUAUA